Radiomyces spectabilis is the source of this 571-nucleotide messenger RNA. RefSeq names its product cytochrome b-c1 complex subunit 9. Bases 122 to 319 code for a protein of 65 amino acids. Lineage: Eukaryota; Fungi; Mucoromycota; Mucoromycetes; Mucorales; Radiomycetaceae. Gene Ontology annotation, biological process: mitochondrial electron transport, ubiquinol to cytochrome c. The record is from RefSeq and is a predicted model, not a curated record. The transcript is spliced from 2 exons.
GGCGGCGAAAUUUUUCGCGAGAACCCCGAACUGGGAUGUUUUUUUCGAUUUUUUGCUAGGGCUCUCAAAAUUUCUCUUCCUCUUUGCAAACGCAACUCCCGACUCUUUAUUUAAUUGCACCAUGCCUGCUCCCGUUUCUUCUGGAAUCUCGCGCACCAUUUACAACACCAUUUUCAAGCGAAACUCGGUCUUCAUCACCUCCAUUUUCGCUGGUGCCAUUGCAUUCAACAUGGGUUUCGAUACCGUCACUGACAAGGUCUGGGACAACAUGAACCAGGGUAAACAAUGGAAGGACAUCAAGCAUAAGUACGAACAGUAAACAAAAAACCGAGUCACAUUAUCUUGUCCACCACCAUUCCCCAGGAGUCAUAUACAAAUAUUUUUUUAAGAUUAGAAAAAACAGCCCUAUUGAAGCCAUGUCGGCUAACGUUAUAUAAAAUCACGGGUUAAAAAUAAUAACGCACAUACGAAAAAAUUUCUUUGGGUUGUUCCCACUAAGAGGAUUUAAGUGAACAGGCGGUGUAGCUAGGAAUUUUUUUUUUUUUUUUUCUGGUGCCAACAAAAAAAAAAA